ACUCCAAGGGGGAGAGCAGAGGCAGAUCAACCACCAGACUCCCAGGGGCAGAGCCGCUCUCAUCCUCCCCAGCGUGGGUGGCCAUGGCCAGACUCCCUGUCGCCGCGUGCAUCGUCGCCCUUCACCUUUGCCUUCUCCUCUUGCCGUCUUCCUCACUCCGUCGGCUUUCCGAAGCAGAGAGCUCGCUAGUCCAGCAUGGCGGGGGCAGCAGGCCAGCCUACCACUUCCUGCCCGCCAAGAACUGGCAGAAUGACCCGAAUGGGCCGAUGUACCACAACGGCGUGUACCACCUCUUCUAUCAGUACAACCCGCUGGGCGCGACGUGGGGCUCCGGCAACCUCUCAUGGGGUCACUCCGUCUCCCGAGACCUUGUCAACUGGGCUGCCCUCAACACCGCGCUGGACCCCACCGCCCCCUUUGACAAUAAUGGUUGCUGGUCAGGCUCCGCCACAAUCCUCCCUGGCGGCAUCCCGGCCUUGAUGUACACCGGCCGCAUCGACGCCGGCAAGGAGGCGCAGGUGCAGAACGUCGCCUUCCCCAAGAACCUUGCCGACCCGCUUCUCCGCGAGUGGGUCAAGCCCGCAUACAACCCUGUGAUAUCACUCCCAGCCGACGUCCCCGGAGACAGGUUCCGUGACCCAACCACGGCAUGGGUGGGCCACGACAGCUUGUGGCGUAUCGCCGUUGCGGCCAAGGUCGGCGGCCCUAGUGGCAUUGCCUCCACGCUCAUCUACCGGAGUAAGGACUUUCGACACUGGAAGCGGAACACCUUGCCAUUGUACACAUCGCGUGCUGCCGGCAUGGUCGAGUGCCCGGACCUAUUCCCGGUGGCGGAGCCUGGCGUGGAGGAGGGGCGCCUCGGCUACACGCCUGGAAUGGCGAGUGGUGUUGUGAGGCAUGUGCUGAAGCUGAGCGUGAUGAACACGACCGAGGACUACUACAUGGUUGGGAGUUACGAUGAUGCGGCCGACACCUUCGUGCCCGAGCUGGACAACGAGCGCAGCCUCGACGACUGCCGCACCUGGCGCCGCUUUGACUACGGCCAUGUGUAUGCGUCAAAGUCAUUCUUUGACGUGCGCAAGAACAGACGUGUGCUAUGGGCAUGGGCCACUGAGUCGGACAACAUGGACGACGACAUCGCCAAGGGCUGGUCCGGCGUUCAGACGGUUCCGAGGAAGGUGUGGUUGGACGGAGACGGUAAACAGCUACGGCAGUGGCCCAUCGAGGAGAUCGAGACGUUGAGGAGUAAACAAGUCGUCGGCUUGCUUGGAGCGCAGGUGAAUGCCGGUGGCGUGAACAAGAUCUUUGGCGCGGGUGCGCAGGUUGAUGUAGAGGCCAUCUUUGAGAUCCCAUACCUAGAAGACGCUGAGACUUUGGAGCCCAACUGGCAGUUGGACCCGCAGAAGCUAUGCGAGGAGAAGAGUGCGUCCGUGUCGGGUGGGGUCGGCCCGUUCGGGCUACUCGUCAUGGCAUCCGGCGACCUGCAGGAGCACACCGCUGUCUUCUUUAGAGUGUUUAGACACAACCAGAACUAUAAAGUUCUCAUGUGCACCGACCUCACACGAUCGAAUGGGAGGGACAAGAUCUACAAGCCGCCGUAUGGAGGGUUUGUGGACAUAGACAUCGAGCAACACCGGAAGAGCAUAUCUCUUAGAACUUUGAUUGACCAUUCGGUGGUGGAGAGCUUUGGAGGAGGGGGGCGGACGUGCAUCACGGCCCGGGUGUACCCUGAGCAUGCGGAGAACAACAAUAGCCAUGUGUUCGUGUUCAAUAAUGGGACCGGCGUCGUGAAGGUGUCUAGGCUCGAGGCAUGGAGGAUGGCAAGGGCUACCGUAAAUGUUGUACAUGGCAGGUGAUUCCCUUAAGUGUAAAGUUAAAACCGACUCAGUCCGAAGAGAAACUACGCGCCAGUUUAUUAUGUAGAAGUGAGGCCCGAAUGAUGAUCGACUAGACCACCACCUCAUGGUGCGAGGCUGUAAGACCCAUGGCAUUCUCCCUGAAAAGUAAUGGGUUAUUGUAGCAUUUUCGAUGUGAAAAUAAUCAGUGUCAAACAGUUGG
Messenger RNA from Triticum aestivum (bread wheat), 2058 nucleotides. Its product is annotated as fructan 6-exohydrolase-like. Gene Ontology annotation, biological process: carbohydrate metabolic process. The record is from RefSeq and is a predicted model, not a curated record. The transcript is spliced from 6 exons. Gene Ontology annotation, molecular function: hydrolase activity, hydrolyzing O-glycosyl compounds. Lineage: Eukaryota; Viridiplantae; Streptophyta; Magnoliopsida; Poales; Poaceae. Bases 84 to 1856 code for a protein of 590 amino acids.